This is a messenger RNA of Effrenium voratum, 2465 nucleotides long. The record is from the annotation of a GenBank genome assembly. NCBI's taxonomy places the organism in Eukaryota, Dinophyceae, Suessiales, Symbiodiniaceae.
GACUGGUCCGCUUCGGCGCGGCGCGGCAGUGACUUUCCGGGCGUGGGGGGCAUCCAUGUGCCGCCAUGGUUGUCAUGGAGCGCACCAGAACUCUAAUGGACCGUACCAGGACCGUGGUGGGCCCGACCAAGACCUUGGGCCCAACACGGACCAUCAUGGACCGGGCCAAGAGCCGGCAAGACGAUCGCGCCGGGGUGGAGGACGUGAUGAUGGCCAUGAAGGGCCGGUCCAUGGCCGGUAGCAAGGAGUUCUAUUCAGAAGACACCUACUUUGAAGACGAUUCGGAGGAAGUAAUAGAACCCGCUGGUUGUGGAUUGGGCGGCUUGAUCAUGUAUCCCGACAAUUCCUUCCGGCGUCUUUGGACUCUGCUUGUUGUCCUGCUGCUGUUCUACACCGGGACCAUUUUCAUUUACCGCCUCACCUUCUUCCGCUUGAAUGUUGCUGGGGAGGUUGAGAUGACUUCUGCCUUCUGGAACUACCUCGAUACCAUGGUGGACAUCAUGUUUUGGGCGGAUCUGCUGAUUCAGUUCUUCUUCACCUACACCAAUGAGAAGGGCGCCGAGGUUGCCUCACCCAGCAAGAUCGCUGUGAGAUACCUCUGCGGAUGGUUUUGGGUGAAUGCGAUCUCCUGUGUUCCGGAGUCGGCGGCCGAAGCGGCGUAUGGGCUCAUCUUCGGCGAUGACGCCGUGGACAAAGCGGCUGGCAACAGGUCCGUGAGGCUGCUUCGUAUGCAGCGCAUGACCAAGAUCGUCCGAAUGCUGCGGCUGGUGAAGAUUACCCAGCUGACGGAGCGAAUGAACCUGGACACCUACAUUCAGAGAUACAAGGUCGUAGCCGUGCUCAACACCCUCUUUGGCCUCGUUUGGGCCGUGCAUAUCAUGGCUUGCGGCUGGUACCUCUGCGCGGCAAUGCAUGAAGAUCCCCACGAGACCUGGCUGGCUCGACGCCUGGUCGGCGUGAAUGAGGUGAUGCUGCUCAAUUUGUCACCCUUCGACCAAUGGGCGCACGCCAUGUACUUCAUAUUUGCGGUUUUCACCACGGUGGGCUUCGGCGACAUCUCGGCCUUCACCACGGGGGAGAUUAUGUACGUGACCCUCACCAUGAUGGUGGGCGCCAUUGUGCACUCCUUGAUCGUCGGCCAGGUGAUCAACGAAGUCACCAGCGACAACACGGUGAACGUGUUCCUGAAGAACAAGCUGAAGCUGGCCAAGGAGUUUGCGAUCCACGCGAACCUGGCGCCCGAAGGAACCAAAGCGCUAUCCUUCUGGCUGGAGCAGAACGUGCGAGACCUGAUGACUCAGCAAUACAAGAUGGACGAGAUGCAUCAGCUGAUCACGAACGACAUGCCUUUGUCUUUGAUGAAAGAGUUGCACAGCCGACUGUACCACGGGCAGCUGGGUCGCAACAGGUUCCUGCGUGUGCCCUUCGUGAUCGCCACCCCGCCCCGGCUGCCGCUGCUGCUGUCACUGGCGCUGACCCCCAAGUGCUACGAGACGGGCCAACUGCUGUACCAGUCAGGGGACGCGGCCUUUCACAUGUACCUGGUGCUCAGCGGCACCUUCGCUUUCGUGGCCCGCCCCGAGCGCGCCACGAAGAGCCCCAGGGCCUCAGAGAUGUGGCCGUACCAGCUGUUCUCUCACAGCAGCUACUUUGGCAACUUCGAGCUGCACAGCGGAUUGAAGCAGUUCCGGCGCACCACGGCGCGCUGCGAGUCGGAGUUCGGCCAGGCGCUGCGCCUGCAGCGGGAGCACUACCACCGCCUCUGCGGGGAGUUCCCACAGUUCGCCGGGGCCUGGAACUACGAGGCGCAGCGGCGGGAGGCCCUGCGGGUCCGACUGCUGUCGCAGCACACCAAGAUGCACAAUUACCGCAUCUUGGCAGCCCGGCGCGUGCAGAAGUACGUGCGCCAGCGGUGGAAGCUGGCAAGAGAGGCGAUCUUGCAGGGGGAGGUGAGCCCACGGGAGGUGCAGCCGGACAUUUGCAUGGACAUGAGGCGGACCUCCUGGCACUCCUCCUCUGGCGAGGCCAGCGAGACCUUGGCCUCGCUGUCCAUCGGCUCGGUGUGCCACCAGAGGUCGGACAACAACGUCGUGCUGCGCCACAUGCCCGGCAGUCCUGCGGACCGCAUGGGCAUAGAACGCAGGCCCAAAAUGGAGGAGGAGUUGUUGAUGCGCCAGCAGCAGCUGCAGGCCAGCGUGACAGCGUUGAAAGCCAGCGCGGAGGUCCAGGCCGAGCAGAUGGAGCAGAUGCGCCGUGACCUGCGCUAUGCCUUGCAAGAGCUGCGCCGGCCUUCCGCGACCUCGUCGAUGCAGAGCACGAUGCCAUCGACGCCGCCCUCAAAGCGAGGGAGCAAGUCCAGCAACGCAGGCAAGGCCAGCGAGCCGAGCACGCGGAAGUAUUUGUGAGGCGAGAGGCCCUGCCGGGCCCAGAGUUUCAACACGUGGGAAUCGCUGCUUUUCGCACGC